AUGUCGUCGCCUCUUCCUCCUCCACCCCCGCCCCAAUGGGUGGUUGCCUUGAACUCCCCUAUGCCACGUCCUACCAAGGCUGCCAGCAGUAUCCCGGAUCCACCAGGCUUCUCCAGCUCUCGGGCAGGGAAACAGCAGAAGCAGCAGCAGAAGCAGCCGACCGACAAGAAACCCGAAGAAACCGACGCCCUCAAGCUUAAGAAGGCAUGGGAGAUCGCCAUCGCCCCAUCCAAGCAGAUCCCCAUGAACGCGAUCAUGAUGUAUAUGUCCGGAAACAGCCUUCAGAUUUUCAGUAUCAUGAUGGUUUUCAUGUUAUUCAAGGGUCCUAUCCAGGGUUUAUUCAACACCAAUGUCAUGUUUGCCAAGUUCGAGACCCCAACAACUCGUGGACGCCUGUUCGGAGUGAAAGCCGUUUAUAUUCUUGUCCAGCUGGGCUUACUGGCCUUGGGAAUUUGGAAAGUCAAUGCUAUGGGACUGCUACCGACAACGAGAUCGGAUUGGCUUGCAUGGGAAUCGGAGCGGCAACCUUUGGAGCAGGCUCAUUUUGCUUUUAGGUGA
Molecule: messenger RNA, 558 nt
Organism: Penicillium verhagenii
Lineage: Eukaryota; Fungi; Ascomycota; Eurotiomycetes; Eurotiales; Aspergillaceae
Product: ER membrane protein complex subunit 4
Exons: 3
Coding region: 1-558 (185 amino acids)
Biological process (GO): protein folding in endoplasmic reticulum
Cellular component (GO): EMC complex
Source: RefSeq, a predicted model, not a curated record